AUCGACCGGUUUUGAGUGUUUCCCGCGGUAAUUAUGGUACGGCAACGGUAACGGUAACGAGUACCAGUACCAGUACCAGUACUUAUCAUCCCGUACCUAAAUCGAGAGAGAGAGAGAGAGAGACAGACAGAGAGAGACCUGGAGAGCUAGAGAGAUCUGUACCAUAGAGCUGUAGAGCUGUAGGAGAGUCAGCACUGCCUCAAUGGGAAAGAGUACCGGUUGCGUAGCGUCCUCAUCAUGAGGAAUGAGGGAUGCUCUGUAGACACGAAUUUCCACCACGGAUUCUUCCAGCUUCUGUCUCUGUGUCUCUGCGCCCUCUUCAGUUCAGCUGCCGGCUCGCGACCGUCAGCAGCGCUUCAAUCCGACCGGGUUAGGUUCCUUUUUAGCGGUCGGGGAGCGUCCAGGCAGGAUGAUCGCUGGCGAAUUUGGGCGCAUUCCACAGCCAAGAAGUCGUCCGCUAAGUUAAGCUCGGACGUCGAGGCUUUGCAGUUUUGCAGGCCAUUAUUAUUAUUAUUCUUCUUCUUCUGGCUCUCUCGGGCUUCCCGCGGCUCAGCGCCCACGCCAAAAACAACCCCCAGCGAACCAAACCGCUCUCCCUUGUCAACCCGACCUCUCCCUUCCCUCUCGCCUCGUCUUAUCCCUCCGCCUUCCCUUCUCCCCCUUCGACGUCCAACUCCCUCUCUCUCUAUCUCUCUCUCUCUCUCUCCCUCCCUCCAUCCCUCCACGUCGUUCCAGUGCGGAUUCCGUACUGCGUGGCAGCUGGUCCAACUCCGGAUCGACUGGUCCUCGCCCCUUUCUCGUCUCCUCAGCCGUACGCCGUGCCUAGUCGAGUCCACACGGUCAUCCGUCUCCCGGGGGAUCUUGUUCGCCUGUCUUCAGGAAAGCUAUCCAUCCUGCGUUCCGUACCUCCUGAAGAAAAUUCGACGGUUCAAUCAAAUAAUAGCAGUCGUUGACUCGCUCCGUUCGGGUGUUUUGUGGUUGUCAUCUGUUGCUUUCCCCCGACGUCAACGUCCGCUACGUCGAUCCUGUCCCCCUUUCUGUUGUCCGCAGUAAUCGUCGACAUCUUUCGUCAUGGCAUCAUCCUCGUCGAACGUAGUGGGCGUCCACUACCGAGUGGGAAAGAAGAUUGGUGAAG
Messenger RNA from Paecilomyces variotii, 1135 nucleotides. RefSeq lists its product as hypothetical. Bases 238 to 1053 code for a protein of 271 amino acids. NCBI's taxonomy places the organism in Eukaryota, Fungi, Ascomycota, Eurotiomycetes, Eurotiales, Thermoascaceae. The record is from RefSeq and is a predicted model, not a curated record. The transcript has 2 exons.